This is a messenger RNA of Capsicum annuum, 3034 nucleotides long. Its product is annotated as E3 ubiquitin-protein ligase CIP8. Gene Ontology annotation, cellular component: cytoplasm. Gene Ontology annotation, molecular function: ubiquitin protein ligase activity. NCBI's taxonomy places the organism in Eukaryota, Viridiplantae, Streptophyta, Magnoliopsida, Solanales, Solanaceae. Gene Ontology annotation, biological process: protein ubiquitination. The record is from RefSeq and is a predicted model, not a curated record. The coding region runs from base 1762 to 2877 and encodes 371 amino acids. The transcript has a single exon.
UUAGUUGUGGGAGUAUAAACUAACAAAAAGCUUCUACAAUCCAUUAUAGUGAGUUUUUUCAUUUCAUUUUCCAAUUCCAAAAUGUUUAUCUUUGGUCAUUUGUACAUAUUUUACACGAUUGUGAAGUAUUUUUUUUUAGUCUAAAUACAUCGCUAACCUUCUAAAUUUGACAUUAACUUUCAUUUUGCCACAUCAAUUUGACAUUGUUCAUUUUAAACACUUAAAUUAAAAUUCUGCUGUGUCAUUCUGACAUCUCUCGCUGAUAUGACAAAGUGAGUAUAAGACACACACCUUAAGUGUGUGAGGAGGCUUUUUUUUUUAAAAAAAAAUAUUGUUAUUUUGCUUCACCUUCACUCCUUCCUCCUCCAACUUCAUCUAUGAAAUUCACAACUUGAAAUAAAUAAUUGAAUACUUCAAAAAAAAUUUUGAGGUAAAAUGUAGAAAAUUUAUUUUAAAAUUGUGUGUAUGUGAAUUAAUUGCUUUGUUAAUGGAUGUUCAUUUGUUGAAUGAAUUUCGUUGAAAUGACAGCGGUGGAAAGUUUGGAGAGUGAAGAUGGUGGUUUGAAGAACACCCUUAUUAACCCGUCUGGAAAACACCUUUCUCACCCACUCUAUUUCUCCUCCAUUAUCACUAUUGAACACUUCUCCAUUAACAAAAUCCCCUUAACCUCCAUUAACAAUCGCCGACCAAGCUCCUCCACCGACAAACCACCAAUAACCCAUCACCAAAACAGACCCAACCUUCAACUCUAUUAACACACCCAGUAAUUGACCAUCACAAUUCCGCCGUCGAAACACUCUUCACAAGUCUUGAGCUACUCGUUUUCCUUUUUUUAAAAAUAAUUAACUAAAUAGUUUUUAAAAUGAAUUUUUUCUUACAAUAUAUGUUUUAGUAAUUAUUUUUCGUAUAUAUGCCACAUGACUUCAAUUAAUUCGCUAUUUUGACACAUCAUCGGUGGGUGUGUUACACACACCUUAUAUAUUUGACUAAUUAUUAAAAAAGUGUCAAAAUGACACACUAGAGUUUUAUAUGAGGUGUCUAAAAUAAACAACAACUAAUUUAAGUGUUAAAGUGAUGCUUGAAAUUUAGAGGAUAGCGGAUGUGUUUGGCGAGUUUUUUUAACAAUCAUCAAAGGAGAGUAGCAUGUAUGCCAAACUAUUGAUGUGAGUGGCGCUUCACUUAGUGGACCCUUACUGGAUCUACGCUUUGUUUAGUCCAAAAUACAUUCCAACAGAUUAUCCAAGAUAUUGUUGGGCCAUGAAGCCCAUUUAAAGAUCCAACUUGCCAUCAGCAAUAUGUACGCUGGCUUUCUCCCCCUACCCACCAAAAAGUCGCCCCAACAAUGGCGGAUACCCACCCCCUCAGUCCCUGCACCACCACCAACCGGGUCAUUUGUACAUGUUUUACAAGAUUGUCAAGUAUUUUUCAAUCAAUUAUAGUGAGCUCUUCCAUUUUAUUUUCCAAAUUCAAAAUGUUUAUCUUUGGUCACUUGUACAUAUUUUACAAGAUUGUGAAGUAUCUUUUAAGUAUCAUAUCAUCAAAGGAGAGAAACGUGUAUACCAAACUAUUGAUUUUGAGUUGGGCUUCACUCAGUGGACCCUUAUUGGAUUUAUGCUUUUGUUUGGUCCAAAAUACAUUUCAACAAGUGAAAAUUAUCCAAUAUAUUGUUGGGCCAUGAAGCCCAUUUAAAAAUGUCCAACUUGCCAUCAGCAAUAUGUACGCUGAUUUUCUCCCCCAACCCACCAAAAAGUCGCCCCAACAAUGGCGGAGACCCCCUCAGUCCCUGCACCACCACCAACCGGGUCGGAUCCUGAUUACUGGUGCUACCAGUGUGAGGCACGGGUUGCCGUCGAAACCCUACCCGAUCUACCCGAUCUGAUUUGCAACAACUGCAAGAGUGGCUUCGUCGAGUCCGUACCCUCACGCGCUGUUUCUGUCUCUCCUUCCGACGAUCAGAUCGAUGAAGACCCUACUUUCGGCAAUCAGUUCAUCCAGGUUCUUCGUCUUAUCGCUGAGGCUGCGCGUGAAACCGACGCGCCCCCUCCCCCUCCUUCUGAGCACGCUGAUGAUGAUUACCUCCGUGUCGAGCUGGACGGUUGGGGAAACGACGACGACGACGACGAUGACGAUGAAGAUGAGGAGGAGCAUAACGAACUCGAAGUUAGAAAUGGAGACGUCGGAGGAGAAAAUCGCCGGAAUCGAAUCCAAUCUGAGGAUGAAGAUGAUGAUGAAGAGAACGACGACGACGAUGAUGUUGAUGAGGUUGAAGAUGAUGAAGAGGAUCUUCGGCGUAGGAGGAGGGAUGUGCUCCGUCUCCGGCUACGUGACUUCGCCGCAAGAGCCGCCAAUAGGCGCAACCGAAUUCUCGACUGGGCAGAGAUUCUGAUGGGACUGGAAGACCACUCUAUUGAGCUCCGAUUACAAGUUCCUGAUAUGGAUGGCUACAUAGGAAACCCUGGCGACUACGUGGACGCAGCGGGUUACGAAGCUUUACUGCAAACCCUAGCCGAGAGCGACAGUAGCGGAAGGCGAGGAGCUCCACCAGCUUCCAAGAGUGCAAUUGAGGGUCUUGAUACGUUGGUCAUCAAGGAAGAGCAGGAUGUAAUAGCAUGUGCCAUUUGUAAAGAUGUAGUGAAUGUGGGUGAAAAGGCAAAGAAUUUGCCCUGUGGGCAUGGUUACCAUGAUGAUUGUAUAGUUCAGUGGUUGGGUACUAGGAAUUCUUGUCCAGUGUGUAGGUUUGAAUUGGCCACAGAUGAUCCUGAAUAUGAAGAGGAGAGAAAGAAGCGAGGAACAUGCGUUACUAGCCGUGCUUCUUCGAGCUCGGGUGAGGCAGCAGGUGCUGCUGCUGUUGAUGAUAGUAGUCCUAGUUUCCUUUGAUUGAUGCUUUGUAGUAAAAACAGCCAUCGGCAUUCUUUUUAGCUUUGUUUCUUGCUUCUUUUCCUCUUUGUUUGUCAGUGUAAUUCUACCCUCUCCCCUUCUCUUGAAUGUAAUAAUCUGUUUAUCUUAAUGCUGGUAUGAAUUUGCUAUUCCACCA